CUUAAUAACACCUUAUCGCUGUACGAUAGCGGGAAAAAGAGUGAACAUGUGACCGACCCUCAUUUGGCUAGUAUUUGAACCAUUGAAAUGUGGUAAUGUUAACUGGCCGAUGAUCGAAUGAAUGCCGAACCAUUUUAUGCAUAGCACAAUACACAGGCUUAUGAGGCUUUUUACACCAUGGCAGGCAAACCUUCCACCGAAUUGAUCAUUUGUGGAGUACUUUACAUCGCGUGCCUUAUGUACGCUUUCUACAAGAACUACGAGCUAAGCAAUGAGAACCUAACCAACUACGACAGCCUUGAAGAAGGCUGGUCAGUAUUCAACCCUCGACGGCGUGACGAUUUCGACUGGGAGUGGGAAAAUUUUCUCACCUUCAUCCACCGACAUGGAAUAUUUUUUCUGCUGCAUGUGGCCUUGAUGGAGAUUACCCGGAUGUGCCGAGUUAGACAAAUGUCUACCGUUUUCGCGAUGUUCGGGCUGGCCGUAGUUUAUUGCAUAUACAAUAUGCCAGUCCUGCUGGUUCUGCUGGUGCAAGCUUUCUCCUUUUACUACGGGAACCCACGGACGGCUUACAAGCGAACGGUGUGGCUGAAAACGUUCUUCUGGAUCGCCAUCAUUAACUACUUCAAAGUUUGGUAUUUCUAUGACAAACUUAACGUACACCUCAACAUCGAUAACGAUCAACUGCUCGAGCUUAAUUUGAUCGUUUCGUGGAAUGUCGUAAAGUGUGCCAGUUUUUGUUUCGAUAAAGAAACCGCACAGCGAUCCUCAUCGGACGAUCCACACUACGGGUUGAUUGAUCUGUUGGGCUACCUGCUCUACUUUCCGCUCGUACUAAUGGGACCAGCCAUCAUUUAUGGACGCUUUAAGACCGUUCAUCAAUGUGCUUACCUUCGCAGUCCACGAUCGCAGUGUCUCGAGCGUCUUUUGACGCUAGCAGCACGGUUGGCAAUGGCCACAUUUUGGGCCGGUGUAAUGCUGGCCGGCCAGCACUUCCUGUACGUGAACCUCAUUCAGCAGGAUCUGGCUCUGUUGGAAACCGUUAACCUGUGGGCACUGUACGGGCUCGGUUUUCUCAUGGGCCAGUUUUUCUACAUCAAGUACAUCGUUUUCUACGGUAUGGGCAUUGCGUUCGGACGCUUCGACGGGAUUGACAUGCCCGACAAGCCGAUAUGCAUUGCGCGGGUCAAUCAGUACUCGGACAUGUGGAAGUACUUUGACCGCAGUCUGUACGAGUUUCUCUUCAAGUACAUUUACACACAGCUUUGCACGAAAACUUCGCCGUUGCUGCAGAAAGUCGUGGCCAGCUUGGCGACCUUCGCCUUCAUCUACGUGUGGCACGGUGUGUUUCUGUUUAUUCUCAUUUGGUCGCUGAUCAACUGGGUCUGCAUUAUGCUCGAACGCUUGGUGAACCAUUGCACGCCUGCCAACGGUCGCUGGCGGGCCAUCAUCGGCACGCACGUGUUCAUUCCUUCGGUGUUGUCGAACUUUUUCUUCUUCGCCUCCGAACACGUGGGCUUCAUCUACCUCCGGCGAACGUAUACCGAAGGUAUUAAAAAUUACCUGGGCCUUUACGCGGCGUCCUACUGCUUCUACCAAACUGGCCAGCUGGUGAAGUGUAUCCAAACGAAACGAGCGAGAGCUAACUAA
Anopheles cruzii is the source of this 1650-nucleotide messenger RNA. RefSeq names its product protein-cysteine N-palmitoyltransferase Rasp (gene rasp). The record is from RefSeq and is a predicted model, not a curated record. Bases 178 to 1650 code for a protein of 490 amino acids. Gene Ontology annotation, molecular function: palmitoyltransferase activity. Lineage: Eukaryota; Metazoa; Arthropoda; Insecta; Diptera; Culicidae. Gene Ontology annotation, cellular component: endoplasmic reticulum. Gene Ontology annotation, biological process: protein palmitoylation. The transcript has 3 exons.